Molecule: messenger RNA, 10993 nt
Organism: Pelodiscus sinensis (Chinese soft-shelled turtle)
Lineage: Eukaryota; Metazoa; Chordata; Testudines; Trionychidae
Gene: DMXL1
Product: Dmx like 1
Biological process (GO): vacuolar acidification
Cellular component (GO): RAVE complex
Molecular function (GO): protein binding
Source: RefSeq, a predicted model, not a curated record
GAAGAGGGCGGGGGGGCGCUGCGUUCGAUACCCGUCCCGCGCGGAGGCGGGGUUGCGAGGCCCCGCCCCGAGCUAUGUGCCGCCGCCUUCGCCUGCUCGCGGGAGCUGGAGCGGUCGAGCAGCAGCUGCGGAGUUUUCGCUGCCUCCCUGGUGGCUGGGGCUGGGGCAUGAGCCUGGCGCCCGCGCGCGUGCAGUGAGGCCGGCCGGGCCCCGCCGCCUCUGCGCCAUGAAUCUGCACCAGGUGCUGACGGGCGCCGUGAACCCCGGGGACAACUGCUUCUCCGUGGGGAGCCUCCUCGGCCAGCCGCUCACGGCUUAUGCAUCAGGAUGUGAUAUCGUUAUCCUGGGGACUGAUUUUGAAAGAUUACAAAUAAUCCCUGGAGCAAAACAUGGAAAUAUUCAAGUGGGAUGUGUGGACUGUUCAAUGCAGCAAGGCAAGAUUGCAGCUUCUUAUGGAAAUAUGAUUUGUAUCUUUGACCCAGUUACCAUCCUGAAACAGAAGAGCAAUCAUCCUGCUGGGAUAUAUUACCAGUGGCAGAAGAGUGGUCAAAUUUUACUGGAUUCUAUAGCACAUAAUAUAACAUGGGAUCCCACUGGAACUCGUCUCUUGACUGGUUCCAGCUGUCUGCAACUUUGGUCCAAUAUUAAUUUGGAAAACCAAUCUGAAGAUGGGAAUCCUGAAAAAACAGAUGUUAGCUUUGGCGACUGGCAGCGUAUCUGGCAAUGCAAAAUGGCUUCCCAAGUUCAUCUAAUGAAAUUUUCACCCGAUGGAGAAUUCUUUGCUACUGCAGGAAAGGAUGACUGUCUUGUAAAAGUGUGGUAUAAUACAGAUAGCUGGCGAUCUGCAGUAACUCCUCAAAGUUCAAGUCCACAGAAACAAUCACAAGAUGUUGAUUUUUCAUUUGUUUACUUGGCCCAUCCUCGAUCUGUAAAUGGGUUUUCAUGGAGGAAGACAAGCAAGUACAUGCCAAGUGGUGCUGUAUGCAAUGUACUGUUGACUUGCUGUAAGGAUAAUGUAUGCCGUCUCUGGGCAGAGACUUUGUUACCCAAUGACAGUUUAUCAUGCGCUGGUGGAUACAACCAUUGGACUGAACCAGUGAACUUAACAAAUAACUUCAAAAGAAAUGCUUCUAGUAAGGAACGAAUGCAAAAUGCUUUAGAGUUAAAUCUAAAGCCCUUUCGAAGAGGAAGGAGACGGUCUCUUACCCUCAUAGCACAUACUGGAUAUUCCCCACAUCAGCAAGAUCCUCAUGAAGUUCAUCGGAACACUCCUUUGCAUGCAAAUGCACUCUGUCACUUUCAUAUUGCUGCCAGCAUCAAUCCAGCCACAGACAUUCCUCUACUCCCUUCUAUCACAUCUCUGAGUCUCAGUGAGAAUGAAGAAAAAAGUGGGCCAUUUGUAGUGCAUUGGCUGAACAAUAAAGAAUUGCAUUUUACCCUGUCCAUGGAAGUAUUUUUGCAACAACUUAAAAAGAGCUUUGAGCCGCAUUCUUCAGAGACCAGCACUGAAGAGUCAAACCAGUUGGAUGGCAAAUCAGAUGAAGAAGCUGAUGAUAAUGGAGAAGAUCAAAAAGGAAAUCAAGAAAAGAAAGAACAGGGUAGUGAGAAAAAUAUUCCAAACUCUGGCUUGGUGCCUUUAUCUUCUGCUGUUAUUGAUCAUGAGAUUGAAAUACUAUUGUCUGAGUGGAGCAAAAAUGCAGACAUGUUGUUCAGUAUUCAUCCCAUGGAUGGUUCCUUACUGGUAUGGCAUGUGGACUGGCUAGAUGAAUAUCAGCCUGGUAUGUUUCGUCAGGUGCAGGUGUCUUUUGUUUCAAGAAUUCCAGUAGCAUUUCCAACUGGUGAUGCGAAUUCUCUUUGCAGAAGUAUAGUGAUGUAUGCCUGCACCAAGAAUGUUGACCUCGCUAUUCAACAAGGCAAACAGAAGCCCAUUGGCCUGACACGUUCAUCAUCUAUGCUUAUCUGUGCUGGCCACAGUAAAUCAACUAACAGUUUAAAAUUAAGUAUUUUCACCCCCAAUGUUAUGAUGAUAUCAAAACAUGCAGAUGGGUCUUUAAAUCAGUGGCUAGUUAGUUUUGCAGAGGAGUCUGCUUUUUCGACUGUGCUCAGUAUUUCACAUAAAUCUCGAUAUUGUGGUCACCGUUUUCAUCUUAAUGAUCUGGCUUGUCAUUCAGUGUUACCUUUGCUGCUGACAACUUCUCAUCAUAAUGCUUUAAGUUCACCAGAUGAUGACAGUACAAAACAGAAUGACGCUUCAACUACUGGAGAGUCGUCUUUAAGAUCUCAGAAUAGAGAUACUACAAGUGUAACAUCCCAGGAUCCCAAUGCAGUUUAUAGCGAGCUUAUUCUUUGGCGAGUUGACCCAGUUGGGCCAUUAUCCUUUUCUGGAGGAGUUUCUGAACUUGCACGAAUUAAUUCUCUCCAUGUUUCGGCUUUUUCUAAUGUGGCAUGGCUGCCUACACUUAUACCCAGUUACUGUCUCGGUGCAUACUGCAAUUCUCCCAGCGCAUGCUUUGUGGCAAGUGAUGGACAAUAUCUGAGAUUAUAUCAGGCUAUAAUAGAUGCUAAAAAGCUUUUAUGUGAGCUGUCUAAUCCUGAAAUUUCUAAAUACGUUGGUGAAGUUUUUAACAUCAUAAGUCAACAGUCAACUGCAAGGCCAGGAUGCAUUGUAGAGUUAGAUGCUAUUACAGAGCUCCAUGGCAGAAAAACACAGUUACUUCACGUUUUUCAGGAAAACUUCAUUUUGAAUAACCAUGAGGCGAAAACACCUGAAAAGAACUGUUUAGAAGACUCUGGACAGCUGCAAAAUGGAUUCUCUGAGAAAUUUUACUUAAUAGUAAUUGAAUAUGCUCAAAAUUGCUCAUUAUUACACAUGUGGAAUUUACACUUGAAAUCCAUUCCAGUUUCAGUGGAUGAAAAAAUAGACUCAAAUAUAUCUGAAGGAGUAUCACAUCAAGAAGAGUUAUAUUCGUCCUCUCCGGAUCGAGAGAAGAUCCAGUCUCCCUUCACACAUAAAUAUCGGGCUUGUAGAGCAAACCUUCAAAGUACUAGUCGUCUGACACUCUCUUCAGAAAUGGUUUAUAGUCAAGAAUUGAAUUUACCAGAUGGAGUGGAAAUAAUAAGUGUUAAACCAUCAGCAGGGCACUUGAGUUCCUCUUCGAUGUAUCCAGUUUGUCAGGCCCCUUAUCUACUGGCAACUUCUUGCUCAGAUGGAAAAGUAAGGUUCUGGCGUUGCAAAGUGACUCCUGAAUCAGUGGCUGCUUCUACACCAGAAUAUACUGUAAAUAGUAAUGUUACAUAUAUAUGGGAAGAAUGGCCAUUACUUGUUGAGGAUCGACUUCUUAGUAGUAGUGCUGUGAGUGUUCCAGGCAGGCCAAUUGAAGUUAGUUGUGCACAUACAAAUAGAUUGGCUGUAGCAUACAAGCAAACAACAUCUAAAAAUAGUCGCUGUUCUCAAGAUUUCAUGAUGCAUGUUGGUAUUUUUGAAUGUGAAUCUACAGGAGGAUCGUGUUGGAUUCUGGAACAGACUCUUCAUUUAGAUGAAAUAAGCACAAUGUUGGACUCUGCCAUUAGUAUUGACAGUAAUUUAAUGGCAUACAAUAAACAAGAAAUGUCUAAUAGUGAGGGUACUUUGCCCAGCAUAAAGCACUUGGUUCACUUAGAUUGGAUGUCUAGGGAAGAUGGAUCACAUAUCCUAACAGUAGGAAUUGGAUCAAAGCUUUAUAUGUUUGGACAGUUGGCUGGGAACAUGCAUGACCAAACUAAUAAGGAGAUCUCUCCUUUGCCAUGGUGGGAAAAUGCAAAAGUUACAUCCCUUUGUAAGUUUGUACUGCUACGGUGUGUGGACUUGGUUUCUUCAGUAGAAGGAUCACCACCUCUGCCAGUUUCUUUAUCCUGGGUACGUGAUGGCAUCCUUGUAGUUGGGAUGGAUUGUGAAAUGCAUGUUUAUUCUCAGUGGCAGCCCCCUUCUAAACAAGAGCUAGUUACGACUGAUUCUUACAGUGGAAGCACACCAUCUAUCACCAGUUUGAUGAAACAAAGCCAGUCAACUGGUUCUGGCCUGCAUCCACCAAAGCGAAGUUUAACCAGAUCCAUGACUAGUCUUGCACAGAAACUUAGUGGAAAGAGAACUGCAUUUGAUCUCUCUGUAGAAAUGGAAGAUUCUGGUCUUUUUGAAGCAGCUCAUGCAUUAUGUCCAACUUUACCUCAGUACCAUCCUUUCCAGCUUCUAGAGCUUAUGGACCUUGGUAAAGUACAUAGAGCAAAAGCCAUCCUGUCUCAUUUGGUUAAAUGUAUCGCUGGGGAAGUUGUUGCUGUAAAUGAAUCUGAACCUAAUCCUGAUCGGCGACUUAGAUCUCUCACAAUUAGUGCUAGUGGAAGCACUGCAAGAGAUCCCAGGACUUUCAACAAAACUGAGAAUACAGACUAUACAGAAAUAGACUCUGUUCCACCACUUCCUUUGUAUGCAUUACUUGCUGCAGAUGAUGACUGCUCACAUGUUUAUUCAGAGAAACCCAAUAAUCAAAAUAAUUUAAAUAAACAAAAUGGCAUCUCAGAUGAAAAUUAUGAAAAUCUUUUUCAAAACUCCAGCCUGAGUACGGAUGAUCUUACUGUGUUUGAAGCAGAAGAAGAUAAUACAAAGCCGAAGGUUAUUGACCUUUCUCAGUACAGCCCAACUUACUUUGGACCAGAGCAUGCUCAAGUUCUUUCUCGUCACUUGCUGCAUUCUAGCUUACCAGGUCUCACCAGGAUGGAGCAAAUGUCACUGAUGGCAUUGGCAGAUACAAUUGCUACCACCAGUACUGAUAUUGGAGAAAGCAGAGACAGAAACCAGGGUGGAGAAACACUUGAUGAAUGUGGCUUAAAAUUCCUUUUGGCUGUUCAGCUGCACACAUUUCUGACAACCUCACUUCCUCCUGUCCAUCGAGCCCAGCUGCUUCACCAAGGUUUGUCUACUCGUCACUUUGCCUGGGCAUUUCAUUCAGUAGCAGAAGAGGAGCUACUGAGCAUGCUCCCUGCUGUGCAGAAGGGGGAUCCGACCUGGUCAGAACUCAGAGCUAUGGGUGUAGGAUGGUGGGUUCGGAAUAUCCAUAGUUUGCGAAGAUGCAUAGAAAAGGUAGCCAAAGCAGCCUUUCAACGAAACAAUGAUCCACUUGAUGCUGCUAUUUUUUACCUUGCAAUGAAAAAGAAGGCUGUGAUUUGGGGAUUAUACAGGUCCCAAAAAGAAACUAAGAUGACACAGUUCUUUGGAAACAAUUUUACUGAAGACAGAUGGCGUAAAGCAGCAUUAAAGAACGCAUUUUCUUUAUUAGGCAAACAGCGCUUCGAACAUUCUGCAGCAUUUUUCUUGUUGGCUGGUCACUUGAAGGAUGCAGUUGAGGUUUGCCUUGAAAAAUUGGGAGAUAUUCAGCUGGCUCUGGUAAUAUCAAGGCUUUAUGAGUCAGAGUUUGAAGUAUCUAGCACGUAUAAAUCCAUACUGCAGAAGAGAAUUUUGGGAGGUGCAUAUCUUGGUAAGGAGAGCUCAUCAACUAUGCAUUGUGACCCUUUUCUACGAAGUAUGGCUUUUUGGAUUUUGGAAGAUUAUAGCAGGGCUCUUGACACUCUAAUUAAGCAACCUGCUGGAAAUGAAGAUGAAAAUGGUGCCUCCCCAAGUUGUGAUCCUGCAGUGUUCAACUUUUAUAAUUAUCUGAGGACACAUCCUCUCCUGUUGAGACGUCAUUUUGGCUCUUCUGAAACAUCUUCAACACGGAUUUGCCUAACUGUAGAAAAUGGACUGUCAGACAAAAUAAAUUUAAGUGAAAGAAGAUUGUUUUUCACUACAGCACAUGCCCAUUUGAAGGCUGGCUGCCCUAUGUUGGCUCUAGAAGUGUUAUCAAAGAUGCCAAAAGUGGUCAAGAAGUCAAAGCCUUUUGGUAUGAAUUCUAGUUUCAUGGACGUUAGUAAAGACUUUUCACCUUCUUCACCAAUAAAGUUAGACACAAAGGAAGAUAAAGCUUCCAUUGUUGACUGGUCACAACCAGUACUAAAUGGUUUGGGAUCAUCUUCCGAUUGUUCAUCAGACAAACAGUCCAGCUCUGCCCUUUCUUUUGAUUGGAGCCAACCAAGUCUGAUAUUCCAAGAUGAACCAUUGGAGUUAAAAUGGGACAGCGAUAAAGACGAAGAAAGUGAAGAUUCUCCUCUUGUAAUGAAAGAUCUGAAACCUUUGCAGAAGCUGACAAUUGAAAAGCUAGAUGAAACUAGUUCUAACUACUCAGAAUCCUUCAGUGCAAUGGAUGAAAAUAAUGUUUUAAGUCCAUCAGAAGAUGUGAUCUCAGCACAGUUGAAGUUUAGAGCAUGCUUAAAGAUUCUCACAGUAGAGCUUCGUACAUUGUCCACUGGUUAUGAAGUAGAUGGUGGGAAACUGAGGUACCAGCUUUAUCAUUGGCUUGAAAGAGAAGUGAUAGCUCUUCAAAAAACCUGUGAUUACAGCGCUGAAAUAGAGGAGGUACAACCGGGGAUUAGCAUGUCUGGUGAAAUUGCUUUAAGUGAUAACAUCGAGGAUUUAUCUGACCAGCAAAAAGCCAUGCUGCAGAGAGAGAAUUUUCAGAGAAGACGACAAUGGCUUCUAAAAUAUCAGUCACUCCUGAGGAUGUUUCUUAGUUACUGUAUACUUCAUGGAUCUCAUGGUGGGGGUUUGGCAUCUGUGAGAAUGGAACUGAUUUUGCUUUUACAAGAAUCUCAGCAGGAACAGUCAAUACAAACACUUCCAAGUCCUCUGCCAGAACAGAAUUCUAUACCUCUCCUAUUUGCCUGCACAGCCAGUGCCAAAACAGUGGUGGCCAGUCCAUUACUGCAUCUCAGCAACCUGACUCAUGAUAUAUUACAUACUGUAAUAAACCUUGAUUCACCACCUCACCCAGAUAUCCAGAAUAAUAAAAUACAUGUAAUGCAUACUUUAGCAGCAUCAUUGUCUGCCUGCAUCUAUCAGUGCCUUUGUGGAGGACCCAGCUACAGUUCAUUACAAGCAAACCAGUUCACUGGAACAGUAUACCAGACGCUGCUGCUUACCCAGCGACCUACUCUAAGAACAACAAGUUUAGAUGAAACUGUAACUCCCAAUACAUCUCCAACUCAGUGGCCAGGAAUAACAGCUCUAAUUCGUCUUUUGAAUUCUGCUGGUGAGGAAGCCCAGCCAGGACUCACAGUUUUACUCUGUGAAAUUCUAACAGCAGUCUAUCUUAGUCUCUUCAUCCAUGGUCUGGCCACGCAUUCCAGCAGUGAAUUAUAUAGGAUUAUGACCCAUCCUUUUAACGACAAAAUGUGGUCUGCUAUCUUUGGCGGAGGAGCUCAUAUUCCUAGGAAAGGACAGAUGCAACAGAGAACAAAAACUGUUUCUUCUUCUGUAGACAAUGGUAAGAAGCAACAAAGAAGUUGUACGCUUUUAUCAAAAAUCUCUCCAAAAGAAAGUUCACAGUCUCCAUCCUCAGAAGAGCAAGAAUCUCCAUCUUAUAGGGAAAAGUUUAUCCCACCUGAGCUUAGUAUCUGGGACUAUUUCAUAGCAAAGCCUUUUCUUCCAUCCUCACAAAGUAGAAUCGAAUAUGACUCAGAGGAGAGUCAGGGAAGUGAUGAUGAGGAUGAUGCUUUUGCAUCAGAUUCACACCUUCAGGAACACUCGAAUUCAAAUUCUUACAGUUGGUCACUGAUGCGAUUGGCUAUGGUUCAGUUGGUGCUUCAUAGGUUGAAGAAUUUCUAUCCCUUGGCUGGACAUGAUCUUUCAGAGCUUCCAGUUAGCUCCCCUCUGUGCCAUGGUAUUCUGAAGACAUUUCAACGCUGGGAGCAAGUUCUUCUCCGGCGACUUGAAAUACAUGGUGGUCCCCCUCAGAAUUUAAUUUCUGCUCAUACCUCUGAAGAUGCAUUAUCAGCAGGUCCUGCUCUCCUUCGCCACAAAGCUUUGCUUGAACCCACAAACACUCCUUUCAACUCUAACAGUCACGUUGCACUGUCUGUGAAGAGGCUUUGGCAGUAUCUAGUUAAACAAGAGGAAGUCCAGGAAACCUUCAUCAGAAAUAUAUUUACAAAGAAAAGAUGUUUAAAUGAGUCAUUAGAGGACCACAGUGAAACCAUCAAAAAUACUAUGAUGGAGGAGCCCAUCUUCAAUAAGGUAGAAUCAGAUCUGGAACAUCCAGGAGGUAAAGCAAGAAUUAUUCAUAAAGAAUCUGACAUCAUUACUGCUUUUGCAGUCAAUAAAGCAAACAGGAACUGCAUUGCAAUAGCUUCCAGCCAUGACAUUCAAGAACUAGACGUUUCUGGGAUUCUUGCUACACAGAUCUACACCUGGGUUGAUGAUGACACAGAAGUGGAAGCUAAAGGGUCUGAUGACUUCUUGGUUAUACAUGCACGUGAUGACCUGGCAAAUGUUCAGGGUACUACACCUUAUACACACAGCAAUCCUGGUACCCCUAUCAACAUGCCUUGGCUUGGCAGUACACAGACUGGGAGAGGUGCAUCUGUGCUGAUAAAGAAGACUAUUAACAAUGUCAGAAGAAUGGCUUCCCAUCCAUCCCUACCUUAUUACUUGACAGGUGCGCAAGAUGGUAGUGUAAGAAUGUUUGAAUGGGGCCAUUCACAACAAAUUACAUGUUUCCGCUCUGCUGGCAACACAAGGAUAACACGAAUGAGAUUCAAUCACCAAGGAAAUAAGUUUGGGAUUGUUGAUGCUGAUGGAUAUAUAUGUUUGUAUCAGACAAACUGGAAAUGUUGCCCACUUACUGGAAGCACACCCAAACCAUAUCUGACAUGGCAGUGUCACAACAAAACAGCCAACGAUUUUGUUUUCAUCAGUUCCUCCUCUUUGAUAGCCACAGCUGGACAAGCUACUGAUAACCGAAAUAUAUGUUUGUGGGAUACCUUAGUUGCACCUGCAAAUAGUUUAGUACAUGCUUUUAUCUGUCAUGAUAGUGGGGCAACUGUGCUAGCAUAUGCUCCAAAACAUCAACUUUUAAUAUCAGGAGGCAGAAAAGGCUUUACUUGUAUAAUUGAUCUUCGCCAAAAGCAACAACGACAGCUAUUCCAGAGUCAUGAUUCUCCAGUUAAAGCAAUUGCUGUGGAUCCUGCAGAAGAAUAUUUUGUUACAGGAUCUGCAGAAGGCAAUAUAAAGGUAUGGAGUUUAUCUACCUUUAAUCUUCUUCACACUUUCAUCAAUGAGCAUGCUCGACAGUCAAUUUUCAGAAACAUUGGAACAGGAGUCAUGCAAAUUGAGACAGGACCAGCAAAUCAUAUAUUCUCCUGUGGAGCUGAUGGAACAGUAAAAAUGAGAAUCUUGCCUGAUCAAUUUAGCCCAUUAAAUGAACUUUUGAAAAGUGAAGUGAAAUUUAUGCUCUGAUAUUUUUGUCAAUAUUGUGUAUAACUUUUCUGAAAAUAUUUUUCAUGGAAAUGCCAACAAAUGUAAUGUACAAUGUUAGUUUUACAGUUGGUGCCAUGAGGACUUUUGGUUUCCUGUGUUCAUAUUUAUUUCCUGGAGCUUAAAUCCAUGAUGCCUUAAAGAUUAACAAGGUCCUUUUAGAUUUAGAUUAUAUUGCCUAAUGUAGGAAUCCUAUAUGACCCUAAUGUAUUUUUCAUAGAGUAUCACCCAUGCGCAUAUAUAUAGUAUGUUGCUGAAAUGUUUUUUCCUUUUGUGGUAACCUCUACUCGAUCCAGAGCCUGGGCUCUUCUCUCUCUGAACACCUGGCCUUCUCCCAAGUCAGGUCCAGAUAAAAAUCUUGUACCAUAAUACCCCCUUUAUUUUGAUAGUGACAAAUGUCUCCCAUCAAACUUUUAUUCUUUGGCUGCCAUGAAUAAGUGUGUGCCUCUCUGUUUAGAAAAUAAGCAAACCUCUUCCUCUGAAGCAAGUGCUUAUGCCACAGCAGGAAGUAGCCACAUGGGACACUGAUUCGAACCACCAUCACCCUCCCGUUUGUGGAAUCCAGGUUUGUUACCUCCGCAACUCACCUGAGCCCCCCCUUUUUUUCCCCUCACCUAGGAUACAAGAAACUGAAGGAUAUUCCAUAACAUGGGUUUUCUAUGCCAUAGCUUGAAACAGUCAGCAGAAUAGCAAUCUUACUUUAAAAAAGCCUAUAUUUUUAACCUUGAACUCUCCCUUUUCAAAAUAUGCAAAUAUGUGGAUAUCUUCCUAAUAAAACUAUAUGAAGAUGAAAUGUGUGAAGCUUUAAUCUUGACUAGACGUAAAACUACAGACAGGUAUUGUAUAGCAUAAGGAAUUAGAAUUUAUCUUUAAUAAAGGGUAUUUAUUUAAGAAUCUGUAAAGAGAGGAAGCAACUGAAAUAUUUUACAUUUUCCAGUGAGAUUUUUGUAUUUAGCCCAAAGAUGCUGAAUUUGUUUCUAGCACUUGUCUGUCUUUCUAAGCACCUUAAAAAAAAAGCAAAUAAAUACAAGAGCAAAGUAUUUUAUGAUCUUAGCUGUAUAAAAUACACUGUAGAUGUAUAAAGUAUAUAAAAUGAAAGAAAAAAAUGUACUGAAUGCAUUUGGGGCUUUUUCUUUUUUGCCAAAAUGUAAAACUGCACAACUUAAAUACCUGACCAAAAUAUUAAAACUGCACAAAGCCUUGGAAUCUUUUUAACAUGAUAAAACUGUUUGUGAAACUAUUUUAUGUUACUAAAUACGAGGCUGAUUAGUUACUCAAAUGAAAAUAGUAUACUGUUAUGCUAAGAUAUUUUGUAAAAUAGAGGAACAAAACAAGGAACAAUAUUUGAUGUAAAAUAAACUUGACCAACUGAGGGGAUAAACAGCAUAGAAAUGAAGGGCUUGUAAUAUUUGUAAUAUUCUCAGGUUACUUUUAUCUUAAGAAUAGAAGUUUAAAGAAAUUUUGUAAAUUGUAUUAUAGUUUUAAAUGUAUGUUUAGCAUAUUGCCAUGUGAACACUAAGUAGAGGGUUUUUAUGCACGUAAACGACACUUAAAAUUGUGCAAUAAUGGUGAUAGAUUUUUUUUUUUUUUUUUUUUUUUUGGCUAUGGAGAAACCGG